AUGACGGCCUCGGACGAGUCUCGGCGCCUGGGCCACAACUUCGUGAGCACCGAGAUGCUCCUGGUUGGCAUCGUCGCCCAGGGGUCGGGGGCCUCGGGGCGGGCGAUGAAGAAGCUGGGCAUCACGGUCAAGGACGCCCGCAGGGCGACGGAGGAGCUUCUGGGGCGAGGAGGCGACUCGGUGAGCACGGACGUGCCGUUCACGCCGGCCGCGAAGCGGCUCCUCGCGGACAGCAUCAAGGAGGCGAAGAAGUUCGGCACCACCACGGUCGACACGUCGCACAUCCUCCUGACCAUCUUCGGGCAGAAGGAGGAGAGCGUGGUCAGCUUCUGUGAGAAGCUGAGCAUCGACCCGCAGAGGGUACCGGAGGAGAUCACGAUGGAGCUCGACCAGCUGCAGGCGGCGGCCGAGGGCGAGGAGGGCAUGCUCGCUCAGGGCGACGGGAAAAAGAAGAAGACGGGCGACUCGGCACUGCUGGAGUUCGGCAAGGACCUGACGGAGUUGGCCGCCGCGGGCGAGAUGGACCCGCUGGUCGGCCGCGAGGAGGAGAUCGAGCGGGCCAUCCAGAUCCUGGCGCGGCGGCAGAAAAACAACCCCGUGCUCAUCGGCGAGCCGGGCGUGGGCAAGACCGCGAUUGCCGAGGGGCUCGCGCUGAGGAUCGCGCAGGGCGCGGUGCCCGACAUGCUUGAGAACAAGCGCGUGAUCGAGUUGGACCUCGGGACGCUGCUUUCCGGCGCCAAGUACCGUGGCGAGUUCGAGGAGCGGCUCAAGAACAUCAUCACCGAGGUGCGGGAGAGCGGGGACGUCAUCCUCAUGAUUGACGAGAUCCACACACUGGUGGGCGCGGGCGGCGACGGCGGGGGCGCCAUGGACGCCGCCAACAUCCUGAAGCCAGCUAUGGCACGCGGGGACGUCCAGAUCAUGGGCGCCACCACGGUGGAGGAGUACCGCAAGUAUGUGGAGAAGGACAAGGCGUUGGAGCGUCGCUUCCAGCCUAUUCCCGUGCCCGAGCCGACCGUCGACCAGACGGUGCAGAUCCUGCGAGGCCUGGCGCGCAAGUACGAGUCGCACCACAAGCUUCGCUUCACCGACGAGGCGCUCUCCGCGUGCGUCAAGCUGUCCUCGCAGUACGUCCAGAACCGUUUCCUCCCAGACAAGGCCAUCGACGUGCUCGACGAGGCUGGCGCGCGCGUGCAGCUGAGGCAGCUGGCGAGGAUGCCGGAAGCCGCGAAGGAGGUCCGCGGGGAGAUCCGGGAGGUGCAGGAGCAGAAGGAGAAGGCCGUGCGCGCGCAGGACUACGCCGCCGCGGCCGAGCUGCGGGACAAGGAGACUGGGCUGCGGGCCCAGCUGAGGGACGUGCUGCAGGCCGAGGCGGCGGCGCCACGGGCAGAAGGCGAGGACGCGGCCACGGGCGCCGCCGAGGCGAAGGAGUGGCUUAGCAGCUGGGAGUCGCUCGUGGAGGAGCCCGUGGUGACCGAGGACGACGUCGCGAAGGUGGUCUCCGUGUGGACCGGUGUCCCCGUCGAGAAGGUGUCCUCGGACGAGUCGGCGCGCCUGGUGCAGCUGGAGGACACCCUCCACAACCGCGUUAUCGGCCAGGAGGAGGCCGUGACCGCCAUCUCCAAGGCCGUGCGCCGCGCUCGCGCGGGGCUGCAGAACCCGAACCGGCCCAUCGCGUCAUUCAUCUUCUGCGGGCCGACAGGCGUGGGCAAGACAGAGCUGUGCAAGGCCUUGGCCUCUGCCUACUUCGGCUCUGAGGAGGCGAUGAUCCGCCUGGACAUGAGUGAGUACAUGGAGAAGCACACGGUGGCCAAGCUCAUCGGCAGCCCGCCCGGCUAUGUUGGGUACGACGAGGAGAGCCAGCUCUGCGAUGGGGUCCGGCGAAGGCCAUACACCCUGGUCCUUUUCGACGAGUGCGAGAAGGCGCACCCCGAUGUAUUCAAUCUGAUGCUCCAGAUCCUGGAGGAUGGACGUCUGACGGACUCCAAGGGCCGGCUUGUGUCGUUCAAGAACACCCUGGUGAUCCUGACCUCCAACUGUGGUGCCAAGGAGAUCGAGAAGCUGAUGCUCGGUAACGGCGAGGUGGGGUUCUCGUCGGGCGAGACGCUGGACGGCCCCUCGAGCGGCGGCACGAGUACUUCGUUUUACCAGAACCUCAAGUCGAAGGUUAUCGACCAGCUCAGAGACUUCUUCAAGCCCGAGUUCCUCAACAGGCUGGACGAGGUGAUAGUGUUCAAGACUCUGUCGAAGCUUGAGGUCGGGGAAAUUGCGGAGCUCGAGUUCAAGAAAACAAUGAAGCGUUGCGACGAGAGGGGGAUCCGGUUGUCUCUGACAGAUCGCUUCAAGUCGCUGUGCGUCGACGAGGGGUACAACCCUGUGUACGGGGCUCGCCCGCUGCGCCGAGCCAUCAUGCGGCUCCUGGAGGACAAGCUGGGGCAGUGGGAAGAGGGGAGUGUUUUCGUUAUUCCACGGUGGAGGUCCUGCUGA
Messenger RNA from Prorocentrum cordatum, 2487 nucleotides. Lineage: Eukaryota; Dinophyceae; Prorocentrales; Prorocentraceae. The record is from the annotation of a GenBank genome assembly.